AUGAAUCGGUUUUUGUUUCCAGUUUUGCAUUCGGUCCAAGAAGCCCCCGAGACUAGUCCGAAGGCUCCGUGGAAGUGGACCCGCAAACGACCGCUCUCCGCCAAACGCAACGCUAUUUCGCCGCACCGCCGCUCGGUCCCAUCGCCCGAACGCGUGCUCCAUCGUCGUUGGGCGAGCAGAGAGAGAAGCCAGCGCCCCGCAGGCACCGUCUCGUUGUCUGGUCGCGCCCCCGACGGAAAGAGCCCCGCCGGCACCGUCGUGGACCUGAAACGACAGGCAAAACGAGUGUGAUUGUCGCUCUCGUGCUCUGACUGUCGCGUCGCUCCCGACCCCAACCCGAUCGGUCGCUCCCCCACUCCAUCGACCACCCCCCACUCUUUGUGUGGGUCUCUCGUGUCGUUGCGCCGCUCGUGUGGAUCUCUCACCACCCCCCCCCCUUGUGUAUCAGUCGGCUGUGUGUGCGGCUUUCUUUCGGCCCCCCCCCCUGCCUCUUUUUUCUCUCACUCUUCCACCCCAGCCGUUUUGCCGAAAAGGGGCCCGGUCGAGAGCUCGAGAGCAACCUCGAUUCAACAAAAAUACGGCCAAAGGUAGGUGGUACUGCUUGGGCAUGAUUGUUUUGUCAAGGGGCAUGGGUUUGUUUAUUUAGUGGGGUUAUUAUGGCGGGUGUUGGGGGUGGUAAAUUGAAAAAAUUUUUAAAGGAAAAAAAUUUGGCCAAAAAUUGAUUUUUUUUUGAGAAAAAUUGCUAAAAAUUGAUUUUUUUGCGGAAAAAAUGGCUGAAUUUUUUUUGAAGAAAAAUUGGCCAAUAAGCCACCUUUUUUGAAGAAAAAACGGCCAACGUUAGGUAAUACUGCUUGGUCAUGAUUGUUUUAUCAAGUGGCAUGAUUUUGUUAUUAAAGGACGUAAUUUUGUUUUUAAGCUUGGCCAUUCUGGAGAUUAUGGGAAGUGUUUGGGAAUAGUAUUUUAAACAUUUUAAAAAGGAAAAAUAUGCCAAAAAAUUAAUUUUUUAUAGAAAAAUGGUCAAAAAUCAAUUAUUUUUGAAAAGAAGGGCCUAAAAAUUGAUUUUUUUAAAGCAAAAAUGGCCAAAAAAAAUAUUUUUUUUUUGAAAAAAAACAACCAAAAAAUAUUUUUUUUUAAAUUUAAAAGUACCGAAAAAUUAAUUUUUUAAACGAAAAAUAAUCGAAAAUAAGCUUUUUUGUCAAGAAAAGUUCAUCAAAAGAUGCUUUUUUAUAAACAAAAGGCCAAAAAUUGAUUUUUUGUACAAAAAACGAUCAAAAAUGUAUUUUUUUCAAAGCAAAAUGACUGAAAAUUCAUGUCUUUUUACUAAAAAAAUUUUUACCGUUAAACCUUUUUAUUUUUGACCGGUUAAAAAUUGAUCAAAAAUUUAAUUUGCUAUCACUUUCUUUCUAAAUUUUUAGUUUUUGAAAAUUUAAUUUUUUUUUAAUUUUUGAAAAAAUUAAUUUUUUCAAAUUUUUAAAAUUUUUAAAUGAAAUUUUACUAGCUUACACUGCCAUUUAAGCCUAUUUUUGCCAUUUCUGAUAAAAAAUUUUUCAAAAAUGACAUUCCUAAUACUUAAAACAAAAUUUUCAAUUCCAGGAUCACGCUCGGACCUUGCUCCCCGGAAUCACGGACCCAGCACCGUUCCAGUCCCGGCGUUCCCGCACUGCCCAGGCGAAACGAAAAAAAGGUGUGUCUCGACGCGAAAACCUUCAUCUCCCCUCCACUGCCCCACAUAAUUAUUAAUUAAUCAACGUGCGCGCGAACGUUCCUUCAUCGGCGUUCCCUUCACGACAUUGUUUUUUGUUUUGUGCCGCAACCUUGGACCGUCUCCGACGUUCAGCAUACUCUCUUCAAUAGCACGUCCUAAGCCGCCGUCCACAACGAAGUUUCAAGCAAAAUGAGUGAACUGGACCAGCUUCGACAAGAAGCCGAACAGCUCAAAAGUCAGAUCAGAGUAAGCGGUUUGGGAGAGGUUUUGAACGCAAAAGGUCGUUGUACUGGAGUUUUCAAAUGCACUGUAUAGUGUUAGCUGGGGUUCAAAGGUUGUUCGUUAUACAGGAGUUCCAGUACGGAAAAGAUACGAUAAAUCUAAGAAAAGGCUAAGAUAGGGCUAGAGCAGGACUAUGGCUAGGGUUAGAACUAGAGCUAGGGCAAAAGCUAGCCCAAAAAAUUUCGUAAUUUUGAAAAUUUUUUUAAUUUCAAAAUUUAGCUUUAGAAUACUAUUUUAACCCUCCAUGCCCCAAAACUUUAAAAUCCAAAAUUUGUUGCCCGCAACUUUCGCAACCUAGUCCCAAAAGUCCGCAACCAGACCAAGAGUUGCAGUGAAAAACAAACAAAUUAUGGAUUAUUUUUAGCCAUUUGCGCCCCAAAUAUAGGCUUUAUUGUUACAAGUUAUUGUUUUUUGGGAUGAAAAGAGAGGCGAAUUCACCUGCAAGACCGAGAAUGACGUGUAGGCAAUUUUGCGGUCCAAAAAUGGGGCUUCAUGUCAUUAUUGGCAAAAGUCCGAAAAGUCACGAAAAUUUUGAAAAAAAGCAACAAUUUUGAAUUUUGACAAGAAGCUUUUGUAUAAAAAUUUAAAAUUUAAAAUUUUGACAAAAAGUUAUUGCUUAAAAACUUCAAAAUUUUAUAUUUGAGCAAGUUGUCGGACUAAAAAUUGAAACAAUAUGCUUCCAAAUAAGACUAAGUAUUAGGUUGGACCAAAAUAUUCGGUUGGACCAAAAGUAGCGGGACACUUUUCUUCUUAUUUCCCAACUGUCCCGCUACUUUUGAUUCAACCUAAUAGGCUGUUUCACAGAUAUUAAGAUUGUUCAAAUAAUUAUGUGCCCCUGACCGCAAAAAUUUGUUUUGAAAAGGAGCAAAGAACUAUUUGAACAUUUUAAUAGGUACUGUGGAACUUCUUUAUAAGGAAUCGCCUAGAGACUUUAAAAUUUUUUGUUAUAGUGGAGUUAGUUAUACAGAAGUUUUAAAUAUACUGUGUAGUGUUGGCGGUGAAAUUUCAAAGUUGUUUGUUAUACAGAGUUUUUGUUAUAUAAGAGUUCUUUAUAUAAGAGUUACAAUGUAUUUUUAAAAUUGUUACAAAAGCCUUUGAAAUUUGCAUACUUUUUAAAUUGUUUUUUAUUUUUUUGCUUUUUUACUCUACCUUUUUACCUUCAGUAUUAGCCAAUUCUAGAGUCACAACAUAGAGAAGACCUUUUUUGACAUUUUGCAAAGCCGGUAAUUAGCAAUUACGCUAAUUUACCUUAUAAUUACGCAACAUAAAGUGCAUUUUACUUGCUCAGCCAUGUCCUUUUCUAUAUUUAAAAAACUUUUUUUUCAUUGCUUUAGGCCCAAAAUUUCAAAAUUUUUAAUAUCGCAAAAUUCGAUUUUAAUAUUUCCAUGUUUUGGUAUUGCAAUAGAUUGUUGACAUCGAGUGACGUCGUCGUACUUACAUUCUUACGAUUCAUGAUGUCAAUAGAAAAGACCCACAAUAGAUAAGGCGCGGGCGAGAGAGAGCGCGUGGAAUGAAGAGAGUGGUUAGAGGAGAGAUUAGAGGGCCAGUGUAGCAAAAAUAAUGCUGGUAGGGGGGGGAGUAUUGGGAAAGAAGUGGUGCGAAAGAGUGCAAAAUAGUACGAGGAAUGGGGAAAGUACUGUCCUAGAGAAUUAGACUUGUAAAGCGGCUAGGCCUGGCUCAACUUUCUGAUUCGGAUCUAGGGUUCACGUGUGCCGAUUCAGCACGGCCACAUUCAAAUUUGCUUUGGCCUGAUUCUUCAUAUUAGAUCGUUCAAAUAAUUUUGUGCCCUCUCUCAAAGCGAUUUUUGGGGCCUGGGAGCACAUGAUUUUUUGAACGACCUUUUUUGAAAUUUUUGGGCACAUUAUUUUUUGAACACCUCUUUUUGAGAUUUUGGGGCACAAAAGUAUUUGAACGGCCUAGUAUAGGCUUGCCAAAAGGAGAUGAGUUAGGAAAAGAAUACCAAUAAGAAGACCAAAUAGAAAAAGAGUAUGAAUAAGAAGAUUAAAUAGAAUAAGAGUAUCAAUAAGAAGAGCAAAUAGAAAAAGAGUAUGAAUAAGAAGAGCAAAUAGAAAAAGAGUAUGAAUAAGAAGACCAAAUAGAAUAAGAGUAUGAAUAAGAAGACCAAAUAGAACAAGAGUAUGCAUAAGAAGGUCAGUUAAGAAAAAAGUAAAUAUUGAAUGAUCAGUUACAAAAAGAGUACCAAUAAGUAGAUAAACUAAGCAAAGAGUACGAACAGAAAGAUCAUUGAAAAACAGAGUACAAGCCAGUGAAAAAGACAAAAGCGGCCAAACAAAAUAGUCAAAAGUUGGGCGAAGGCAGUGACAAAAAGAGAUGCCAUUGACGUCACGACCGGGUCGAUAUCGGGUCCACUGGGAUGUCGAAUGUCUUCGUGGCUUUCCUGAAGACGCAAAAAGUGUAGGACAAGAGGAAUAUAGUAGGGUAGGGGAAGUAAGAUAUAGUAGUUUAGGACAAGAGAGAUAGAAGAGUCAAAGGCAAAAGAAAUAUAUUAGGGUAGGGCAAUAGAGAUAGACCAGUGUACGGCAAGAUGAAUAUAGUAGUGCAAAGCAAGAAAGAUAGACUAGUCAAUCCAGAACAAAAAAAGCUUUCAAAAAGAACGAGAGAGUUCUGAUAACGAAGAGAGUGCUAUACAAAAGUGUCUGUUAGACGUUUCCUCGUACACACUAGGCCAGACACGUUGUGUCCAAAAGAGACCGACGGCCAAGAACGCUGUGUUUGAAAAAGAACGAGGGCCAAGAACGUUGUAUCAAGAAGAAACCGACGGUCAAGAACGUUGAGGCAAAAAGAGAACGACCAAGAACGUUGUGUCAAGGAGAGACCCACCACCGAGAACGCUAUGCUAUACACAGAGCGACGACCAAGCACGUUGAGUCAUAACAAGACCAAGAGAGACUGACCAGACAGCCCGCCUUUGUUUAUGCACACCAAACAGUGUGUGUAAGCUAAAUCGCCGCCGACACAAAGAGCGGAGAAUUUCGGCCAAAUUUAUGGCUCAGUGUGUGCCCAGCGGCAUUACUAAAGUAGAGUGCGAGUCCUCAAAGGAAAUGAGUUUCUUCGCCGCAACACUAAAGACUACUUUAAAAAAGAGCACCAGCUACGUCACGACGCGAAAAUAAUAAUUAUAAAUUGUACACUACAAUCAGCGUAAAUGACCGCUAAAAUGAAUUCUUAGGAUUUCAGCACAAAGGGGGUAACAACAAAAACAAAUUUUGAGUAGAAAUUGGGGGGUAGAAGACUGUAUAACAAACUUUCUUUAACAAAAAGUCCUGCAUAACAAUUUCGAAACUUUAGCAUAAUUCUUGAUCAUUACUAUAACACAACUCUUCAGGAAGCUCGCAAAAAUGCAAACGACACAACCCUGGCUUCGGUGGCCGCCAACCUCGAGCCGAUCGGUCGAAUCCAGAUGCGUACCCGACGAACCCUACGUGGUCAUUUGGCCAAAAUCUACGCCAUGCACUGGGCGUCGGACUCGCGAAACCUCGUCUCCGCUUCACAGGACGGUAAACUCAUCGUCUGGGACUCGUACACGACGAACAAAGUUCACGCCAUCCCACUGCGCUCGUCGUGGGUGAUGACAUGCGCGUACGCGCCAUCCGGAUCAUUUGUCGCCUGCGGCGGUUUGGACAACAUUUGCUCCAUCUACUCGCUGAAAACGCGCGAAGGCAACGUGCGUGUGAGUCGUGAACUGCCCGGCCAUACCGGAUACCUGUCGUGCUGUCGGUUUUUGGACGACAACCAGAUCGUCACCUCGUCCGGUGAUAUGACUUGGUAGGUUUUUGAGGAUGGUAGGGUAGGGUAGAAUAUAGCUAAACUUAGUAGCCUUGUUUUGGGUCCUGGGGCUUUAGUUCGAAACAAGGACAUUGGUUUAAAAUCUGGACCUUUGGCUUGGGCCCUGUGGGUCUCAAAUCUUGGUUCGAGCCCUGGAGCCUUGGUUUUGAGCAUGUGGCUUCAGUUUGGGAACUAGAGGCUUGGUUUAGACCCGGUAUCGGUCUGGACGUGAGCUCUUGGAGCUUUGGUUUAAGCCGUGGGGUCUUGGCGGGGGUCCUGGGGUUUUGGUGUGGGCUCUGUAGACUUCGUUUGAGUCAUGAAGCCUUGGUUUGGAUCCUGGGGCCUUGGUUCGGGCCUUGGUUUAGGACCUGGGGCCUUAGUUUGGGUCCGAGAGUCUUGGUUUGAACCCAGGUCCCAAAAUCACACACGCUCCCGCGAUCUCAUCCAGGCUUGCCUUAACCCACCAGGUCCGGCAUAAAUUCAAGCCAAACUCGGGACUAGUAGUCCCCCCCCCCUUCAGGACUAGUCCCUUAUCACUUGUUUUCUUCAAUAAACCUUCAAAAAUUUAAUGUCAUCUCAAUUCCAGUGCUCUAUGGGACAUUGAAACCGGCCAACAAGUGACCGCCUUCACCGGACACACCGGCGACGUCAUGUCGCUGUCGUUGUCGCCCGACAUGCGGACCUUCAUUUCCGGCGCCUGCGACGCCAGCGCCAAACUCUGGGAUGUUCGCGAUGGAAUGUGCAAACAGACCUUCCCCGGACACGAAUCAGAUAUCAAUGCUGUUGCGGUAGGUGUUUCAGCGACUAAAAAUUUAUCGACUAGUAAAAAAAAAUUUUAUCGACCAGUAAAAAAGUUUUAUCAACUGUUGAAAAAAAAAUUUUAUCGACCGGCAAAAAUUUUUAUCAACCAUCAAAAAAAUUUUAUUGAUUUCUUUUUUCAGUUCUUCCCCUCAGGCCAGGCCUUCGCCACCGGCUCGGACGACGCCACUUGCCGACUUUUCGAUAUUCGCGCCGAUCAGGAACUUGCCAUGUACUCUCACGAUAACAUUAUUUGCGGUACGUUUACUAAUCGUUUUUAUACAAAUUUUAGAUAAAAAUCUCGAACUUUAAAUGGCUUUUCUUAAUCAUUAGCCUAAGGAUUCUUAAGCCUUAGUCUUAAGCCAUUUUAAGCAUUAGCCUUAACCUUUAUAACCUUCUACUGGCUAUAUUAAAACCGCCAUUUUCAGGUAUUACAAGUGUGUCAUUCUCCAAAUCGGGUCGUCUGCUGUUUGCCGGUUACGACGACUUCAACUGCAACGUCUGGGACUCGAUGCGACAAGAGCGAGCUGGUAUGUUUUUGAUUUUCUGAACUUUAGGCCUUAAUUUGGGCCCUGGGGCCAAAGUUUGAGACUUGGAUUUAGCUCAGAGCCUUGGCUUGGGCCCUGAAGCCUUGACUUGGCACUGGGGUUUGGGUUUGCCCUAGUCUAAUAUAGCUACUAAGCCUAAGCCUAAGCCUACUAAGCCUAAGCCUACUAAGCCUAAGCCUACUAAGCCUAAGCCUACUAAGCCUAAGCCUACUAAGCCUAAGCCUACUAAGCCUAAGCCUACUAAGCCUAAGCCUACUAAGCCUAAGCCUACUAAGCCUAAGCCUACUAAGCCUAAGCCUACUAAGCCUAAGCCUACUAAGCCUAAGCCUACUAAGCCUAAGCCUACUAAGCCUAAGCCUAAACCUAUUGCUUAUUAUAUAACAUAUAUUAACCUCUACAUUUGCAGGUGUUCUCGCUGGCCACGACAACCGCGUCUCCUGCCUGGGCGUGACCGAGGACGGGAUGGCGGUCUGCACGGGCUCAUGGGACUCCUUCCUCAAGAUUUGGAAUUGA
Molecule: messenger RNA, 7632 nt
Organism: Bursaphelenchus okinawaensis
Lineage: Eukaryota; Metazoa; Nematoda; Chromadorea; Rhabditida; Aphelenchoididae
Source: the annotation of a GenBank genome assembly